AUGGACCCUGACUUCAGAGGGAGUCCCCCCCUGCUGGAGCCACUCAGGGACUUCAGGGCACUAAGGGACAGCCACUAUGAAGGAGUGAUCAGUGUGCUCAAAGUGGCCAAAGGAUGGACUAACAAAAAGACCUGCAAGGAAGGCGAACCUUCAGGACAGUGGGCCAACACUGCAGGCGCUCUGGAAGCCCUUGCUAACAGGUGUAACGGUAAGAAAGUCUGUGAGGUGGACAAAGAGAUCUUCAGUGACCCCUGCCCUGACACCUACAAAUACACCCAAACCACGUACACCUGCCUCCCUGCACAUCAUGUCGUCGCCUGUGAGCUUUCCACGGCGGAACUCAUCUGUGGUAGGAUUCACCACCGAUGUGUCACAAUGUGCUCAACAAUAAAGUCCCAUAUUUCAUCUUCACCUGCAAGUUCACAUGUGAGGUUCUCUUCCUGUCUGCUCCCCACCCAGACAGCGGCCAGACGAUAG
Messenger RNA from Gadus morhua (Atlantic cod), 477 nucleotides. RefSeq names its product L-rhamnose-binding lectin CSL2-like. The transcript has 5 exons. Gene Ontology annotation, molecular function: carbohydrate binding. The coding region runs from base 1 to 477 and encodes 158 amino acids. NCBI's taxonomy places the organism in Eukaryota, Metazoa, Chordata, Actinopteri, Gadiformes, Gadidae. The record is from RefSeq and is a predicted model, not a curated record.